CUCUUCCGGCCUGUCCUCUUUCCCCCGUCCCCGCUCCCUCUGUUUCCACGUGAACGCCUCUCGCGUUCCUUCUCCCGUGGUCCUCGCCCAUGAGUGAGCCGACCUCGGUCGACAUCCUGCAGGGGCAGAUCCUCGCGGUGGCGGCCCACCUGAGCUCGGCCUGCCGGCACUGCCAGGCCCUCUUUGGCGAUUGGCGCGGCUUGAUCCUGUCGCAAACCCGGCGCACGGUCAAUGUGGCCGACUUCCUGGCGACUCUGAACCGCGAGCCUGCCUCGGCCGCCCCGAUCGACGACUGCGCCAUCUGCUUCGGCCUCUUCCGUCAGUGCACGGCGCCCAGCUUCUUGGAGGAGGUCGGCCAGAGCGCCCGCGCGUUUGACCCCUUCCCCGGCACCUUCGAGGUCCUGGUGAAUGAUGUCCCGGCCUCCCUGCAGCUGCGCCUCAUGCGUCUUUACGUUGUUUGCACCAAGAUCAGUGACAAAAUGCCCACCCCCCUGGAUGUGCGUUCCGGCGCGCGGGCCGUCUGCCAGGCCCUGAUCGCGGAGGCCACCGCCGAGCGCCCGAGCCACGGUCGUUACGACCCGGCCAUCGAGGUGCGAAUCACCCUGGCAUUCGACUAUUCCGGAGCCCAUGCCGAUCUCCGGGUUUUGAGCGACCUGCCGGCCGAGGCCGGGCCGGCGCGCAUCCCCCAAACCGACCCGCGCAAGGUCAACCACCCGUAUGCGGUCCUGCAGCCGGGCAUCCUGGUGUCGGCCCUGACCCGCUACAAGGUGCCGACGCCGGCCAUGCCGCCGGCCUCCCCCGAGGCCGAUGUCCCGGUCGAUGGCGCCAAUCCGACCGACGCCCCGGCCGACGGUGGCGACGCCACCAUCCCGGCCGUCGACAGCGCGGGGGCCGGCGCCUCGACUGGCGCCGCCGAUGUGCCCCCCACCCCGGCGACCGAGCCGGGCAUCUCCUUCACCUGGCUGGAGUAUGGCCUGCGCAUGCAUGCCGGCCAGCGGCCCCCCUUCUCCGGCGCCGAUCUGUCCGUGGUGCCGGACCUCCCGCGCCCGGGGUCGCCUCUGCGCAUGACUUGCGCCUUCACUUCCCCGUCGCUCUACAUUGCCGGCCGCUACACCAAGCACUCUCGCGAGGUGUCCCAAUCGAUCUGGGUCAUCGGCGGCCGCAUCGACCAGCUGGCGGAUGAGGACUCCGGCCCGGCCUCCGCCGGGUCCGGCGGAGCCGGGCCCACCCGUAAGACCGCCCUUUCGGUGGAAGAGGCCCUGGCCAAGCCGCUGUCGGCGCUCACCGGCGCCGGUGGAGCGGUGUUUGUCGGGUCCGGCCGGGAGGAUGCCGACGUGCGGAUGCUCGGCCAGGGUCGGCCCUUCUAUGUGGAGCUUCAGAACCCGCGGCACCGCCCGGGCCCGGCCUCGCUGGCCGCCCUGGGAGCGGCCAUUUCCCGGCUCGCCGGGCCCGAGGCCGAGGCCUUCGGCCGGGCAUUGCGCCAGCGUCCGGACUCGGCCACUGACCCCGACCUGAUCGCGGGGCUGCCGGCCGCGUGUGUCGGCUCGGCCGGCGGCCAGCCGGUGCGCCUGCACCGCGAGCAGCUAGUCAGCCUGACCCUCGAGCAGACCAAUCCCAUUCGGGUUCCGGAUGCCGCGGCCGAGGCCGAAAAAACCAAAACCUACCGGGCGGUGGUGCGCGUCCGCGCCGACGUCCUGGCCCGGAAUGGGCUCCUCUCAAGCCAGUCGGAGGAUUUCCAGGCCCGGCGUCAGGCCGGACCGGCGGCCACCACGGCCACCACCUCCCCGGUGGACAGUGCCGACGCCGCCGAGCGCCUCAUGCAGGAGGAUCUGGCUCGCGUGGAGCCGGCUCUGGCCGAUCUCAUUCGCCGGGUGGCCGAUACCCGCGAUCUGGCCCUGAAUCAGGAUACGCCGCUGCGCGUGCUUCACCGCCGCGCGCCGAUGACCCGCGUGCGUCACAUCCACGCCAUGCAGCUCCGGCCCAUUUGGCACCAGCCCCUGGACUCCGGCGCUCGGUACUUUGAGCUCUUCCUCACCACCCAGUCGGGCACCUACAUCAAGGAGUUCGUACAUGGGGAUCUCGGCCGCACCAGCCCCUCCUUCGGGUCGCAGUUCCUCGGCAUCAAUCCGGCCGGCCCCUUCUGGCCCGCGAGCGCCAAUCACACGACCGAAUCCCCGGUGGACAUUGUGGCCCUGGAUGUGUUCGAAGUGGAGCUGGCCUGGCCGCCGACCGAGGAGGCCACCCCCGAUCCGGGGCUCGGCGAGCCCCCCAGCAAGCGCCCGCGUGUUGAAGCCGCGGCCGGCCCUGCCUCUUGUUGAUUGGCAGGGGCCGGC
Molecule: messenger RNA, 2333 nt
Organism: Fonticula alba
Lineage: Eukaryota; Rotosphaerida; Fonticulaceae
Exons: 5
Coding region: 90-2318 (742 amino acids)
Biological process (GO): tRNA pseudouridine synthesis
Molecular function (GO): pseudouridine synthase activity; RNA binding
Source: RefSeq, a predicted model, not a curated record